Microplitis demolitor is the source of this 1910-nucleotide messenger RNA. RefSeq names its product T-complex protein 11-like protein 1. Bases 295 to 1827 code for a protein of 510 amino acids. The transcript is spliced from 7 exons. Gene Ontology annotation, biological process: signal transduction. Lineage: Eukaryota; Metazoa; Arthropoda; Insecta; Hymenoptera; Braconidae. The record is from RefSeq and is a predicted model, not a curated record.
UUUGUGUACAUUUGUGAUAAUAAAUUGAAAUAUGACGCCGUUUAUUAUUAAAUUAUCUAGUAUUUUUUAUUUUAUUUAUUAAUUAUUUUAUUUUUUUUUUCCAACAAUUUUUCUAAUGAAUUUUAUUGUCAUGAAAAUUCGAAUAUAAAUUAAUCGUUUCCAAAAUUAUAUAAAAAAUAUAUAUAUAUAUAUACUUAUAUAUUAAUUGUUAAAAAAUAUAUUCAAAUUUAUCAAUUAAAAAUAAAUAAAUUAAAGUGAUUGGAAGAUCAAUUAUUGUUAUCUAUUUAUUUAAAAAUGGAGGAUAAAAAUAGUGACCCAAGUCCAUCGUCAUCAGGAAUCAAUAAAUCUAAUGAUGAUAACAACAAAGAGAGGCAGUGGUCAGCAAAUUUUCUAACAGGAGCAUCUCCGCCAAAGUUUGUAUCACUUGACGAAAUAAUAAACGCUGCAAAUGGAAUGACAAAUAUGGCGCUGGCACACGAGAUAGCCGUUGAUAAAAAUUUCAAAUUAGACCCUGCGUUAUUCAGCAACGAUAUAAAUGGCUACGAAAAUGAAGAUGAGGGUCAAGAUGACAACGGAACCAAGACCAAGAAAUUACAAAAGAAAGUCAAGGAAAUUAUGCACAAUGCGUUUUGGAAUUUACUAAAGCAGCAGUUGAAUGAUGACCCACCAGAUUACACUCAAGCGCUGGUGCUAUUGCGCGAAAUACGCGAGACUCUGGAAGAUUUAGUUUUACCUCAUCAUAAAAAAAUUCGUGAAAAUUUACGUGAAAUUUUAGACAUUGAUCUGAUAAAACAACAAGCGGAAAAAGGAGUUUUGAAUUUUACUCACUACUCUCAUUAUGUUUUAAAUUUAAUGAGCAAAAUAUGCGCGCCAGUGCGCGAUGAAAAAAUACGGGAAUUAUUAGAAUGUACUGACAUUGUCGACACGUUCAAGGGAAUAAUGGAGACCCUGCAGCUGAUGAAAUUAGACCUUGCUAAUUUUACAAUCACGAUGAUGCGACCGAACAUUGUCGCCUCGAGUAUUGAAUAUGAGAAGAAAAAAUUCGCCCAGUUUUUGGAAAUACAGGCUGAUGGGUUGCAAUAUACUAGGAGGUGGCUACUCAAGCAUUUAGAUGAUAAAAAAAUAGAGGGUGCUAAUGAUGUCAAUGGGCUCAAGCAAGUUACACAUUAUUUGCUAGCGGAAGCGUACUUGGAUCUGCUUAACUGGGACUCUUGUCCGGAAGCUGAGACGCUGAUGCUAGAUCAGGGACGAUUAUUAGAAUUACGAGAUAAAAUAAAUAGAUUGACUAUUAUUGGAUCGAUACUGUUGAUUUGCGGCAGUACAGUCGGUGGUUUAAUGCAAGAUGUUGAUAAAUUUAAGAAAAAUGUUAAGCAACAUCUGGAUGUUAUUUUGGAUACUGUCCAUUCUAAUAAAGAAUUAGAAAAAAUAAUGCCUAAUGUGGUAAUUCAAAUAAAAGAAGAUAUAAAUGUUAUAUUGAAGGAAAUUCAUAAUAAAGAAUUAGAUAAAGAAACAGAAUCGAUUUUAGAACGACAAAUUAUGGAAUUAACAAAUGAAGAUCAUAAAAUUCGAUCACUCGUUAAUCUAAGAAUCCGGCAAUUCCUCGAAAAAAUAAUUUUAUCCCAAAACGCAGUGCCAACUCAAGUGCCCCCAGGUCUUUCUUCUCUCCAAGAAGAGCUUGCCUCGAUAGCCGCCCGAUUCUUUAUAAUAGUCGCCCACAAUCGCAGCGUCUUCGGGGAAUAUUACCAAGAAAUCGUCGCCACCGAAAUCUCAAACCGAAAAUCGACUCUCGGCUCCAUCAAUCAUGACAACGCAAUAAUGGACGCCUAAAUUUUCAUAAAAAAUAAUCACGUAUUUCCUUUAUUAAUAUUAUAAACAUAUAUUUUAUAAAUAAUAAAAAAUAUUUAUCACAA